Molecule: messenger RNA, 2627 nt
Organism: Selaginella moellendorffii
Lineage: Eukaryota; Viridiplantae; Streptophyta; Lycopodiopsida; Selaginellales; Selaginellaceae
Product: pentatricopeptide repeat-containing protein At4g13650
Exons: 1
Coding region: 109-2601 (830 amino acids)
Biological process (GO): RNA modification
Molecular function (GO): RNA binding; protein binding
Source: RefSeq, a predicted model, not a curated record
CUGUACAGUCGGGUGGCGGUAGAGUUCUUUCAUUUCGAGGUAAGCUUGUACAGAAAAGCUUCUCUUUGUACAUAUAACGGUGUGUAGUUUUUCUAGCGACAGAUCCAAAUGCUGGCAGUGUUGACAAUCUCUACGACAGUAACAGACUUAGCAGCAAGCUUACGUGCAUGUCAUACUUUGCCGAAAGGCAAAGAACUACAUGCUCAAAUCGUGAGUGAUGGACUGGACAAGAACUUACAUCUGGCCAAUGGUAUCGUUCACAUGUACCUGGUAUGCAAGAGCGUGGAUAACGCUCGUAAGGUGUUCGACAAAAUGGCCUCUCGAGACGCUGGACUGUGGGCUCCGAUGAUGGCAGCUUAUGCCCGGGUCGGGCAUCUCCAAGAGGCAACAGGCUUGUUUCAUCGGAUGCUAGACGAAGGCGUGGUUCCGGAUAGAGUCACUCUCCUCACAGUGAUCAACGCUUGUAGCGAAAGUGGGAGCUUGGCAGAGGGAAGAAGGGUGCACAGGAGGAUUCAGGGCAGUGACUUUGAGUGGAGCGUGGACGUGGGAACCGCACUUGUGAGGAUGUAUGCCAAGUGUGGCAGCGUAGACGAGGCAAGGCGAGUGUUUGACAACAGGCUUCUCCGGAAGAACAUAGUGUCGUGGACGACAAUGGUUUCGGCCUACGUCGAGAGAGGGUGUCUCGAGCAAGCACUGACGCUGUUUAUCGAGAUGCUACAGGAAGGGGUAGCUCCAAACGAGAUCACGUACGUUUCUGUUCUCAACGCCUGCGAUCUUGAUGCCGGAAGGAAAGUUCAUCGGCUGAUCGAGCAAAGUGGUCUAGACUCGGAUGCUUUCGUCGGGAACGCCCUGAUCAAAAUGUACCGGAGGUGUGGUUCGCUGGAGGAUGCAAGCUUGGUUUUCGAUGGGAUAGCAGACAGGAACUUGCUAGUGUGGAACAGUAUGAUCGCCGGCUACGCUUCCCUUAAUGAAGCCCAAGGAACUCUCGAGUUCUUCCGGAAGAUGCUGCUCGAUGGCUGGAAAGGUGACAAGCACACUUUGCUCACAGUCCUCGAUGCUUGUGCCAAGAGCAGCACGUUGCAAGCCUCAAGUUUACAGACAAUUCACGACUUGGCUGUUGAGAGCGGCUUGGAUUCGGAUACACUGGUCGGGACUGCCCUGGUGAAGAUCAAGAGCGAGCAAGGCGAUAGGAAGUCUGCGAAGAUGGUGUUUGACAGCUUGCGAGCGAAGGACUUGGCUGCAUGGAACUGUAUGUUCUCAGCCUAUGCCAAGCACGGACGCUUGAGGGACGCGAUGGAGCUGCAAGAACAGAUGAAACUCGAUCAAGUGAGGCCGGACAAGGUGACGUUCGUAUCGAUCUUAUCAGCUUGCACAGCAACAGGGAGCUCUCUCGGGCUGGAAACCGGGAAAAAAACUCACGAAGAGAUUCUUGAGCAAGGAUACCGCCUCGACGCAGUUCUUGGGACAGCUCUGGUGAGAAUGUACGCAGCCUGUGGCCGACUGGACGACGCAAAGCUGGUUUUCGAGAAGAUGGAGUCGCGGGACUUGAUCUCCUGGACAACAAUGCUUGGAGCUUACACUCAAGCACGGCUUCUCGACGAGGCGUCUAUCACCUUUCGACGAAUCCAGCUCGAGGGACACACUCCAGACAGGGUGGCACUCAUCGCAGCUCUCGGUGCUUGCACGAAUCUCUCUUCAGCGAGAGAUUUCCACGAACGGAUCAGGCAGUUGGGCUGGGAGAAGGAUCCGCUCGUCGCAAACGCUCUUUUGGAAGUCUACUCCGCCUGUGGAAGCCUGGAAGACGCGAACGAAACUUUCGAUGGGAUAGGCGAGCCGAGCGUUAUCUCCUGGAACUUGUUGAUAGCAGCGCAUACACGACUCGGGCAUCCCGACCGGGCAUUCGAUUUACUCCGAGCAAUGGAGCUCCAAGGCCACAAUCCGGACAGCGUCACGCUCGCCACAGUGAUAAACUCUCGAGCAAGCUUGCAACUCUUCCGGAAAGGAAAGAUCAUCCACGACUCCAUCCUGGAGGCGGGCAUGGAGAUAGACAGCGUGGUCGCCACAGCGCUAGUAAACUUCUAUGGAAAAUGCGGUGACUUCGCCACAGCGCGCUCGAUCUUCCAAGGCGUCGGGGCGGCCGACAACGUGGUGACGUGGAACUCCACGCUGGCGGCGUAUGCCCAGAGCGGCCAUGCCAGUGAGGCGCUCCACGUACUCGCGGAGAUGGUCCAGCAGGGCGUGGCUCCCACGGCUGUCACCUUCGUCAGCGUGCUGAGUGUGUGCGGCCAUGCUGGCGUGGCGGACGUUGGCUGCCACCUGUUUUCGUCCUUGAGGUGGGACUAUGACAUGGAUCCUAUUCCAGAGCAUUACGGGUGUAUGAUUGAUCUGUUGGCGAGAGGGGGUUGGCUGGAGGAGGCACGUCAGCUGCUCAAGACGAUGCCAACCACACCGGAUUCUAUCAAGUGGAUGGCAUUGCUGAGUGGAUGCCAUGGUGCUAGCGUUGACAAGACGGGUGUGUUUAUGGCAAUGCAGCUUCUCCAGCAAAACACCCAAAGUUCUUCUGCUCACAUUGCCAUCUCUAACUUGUAUUCAAAGAUUUGAAUAAUAUUGACACAUUCAUGACUAAA